Tinamus guttatus (white-throated tinamou) is the source of this 1120-nucleotide messenger RNA. Lineage: Eukaryota; Metazoa; Chordata; Aves; Tinamiformes; Tinamidae. The record is from RefSeq and is a predicted model, not a curated record.
CAGCUUUGUUGCAAGCGGUUAUCGCGAUUUCCCUCCAUGCAUUUUUUUUUUUCCUCUUUGCAUCUGCAGGGGCGCAUGGAAUAUCUCGUAAAAUGGAAGGGCUGGUCUCAGAAAUACAGCACUUGGGAACCUGAGGAAAACAUUCUGGAUGCCCGGUUGCUUGCAGCCUUUGAGGAGAGCUCUGUUUUUUGUAACACCUCUAGGGAGCGGGAAAUGGAGCUAUACGGGCCUAAAAAGCGAGGCCCCAAGCCCAAAACCUUCCUGUUGAAGGCCCAGGCAAAAGCAAAAGCCAAAACCUAUGAAUUCCGCAGUGACUCUUCCAGGGGGAUCCGGGUGCCGUAUCCUGGCAGGUCCCCCCAGGAGCUGGGCUCCACAUCCCGAGCUAGGGAAGGACUGAGAAACAUAGCCCUGGCUCCCCAGAGCAGCAGCAGCAGCAGCACCAGCACCCCCAAGGGAGACAGCAUCCGGGACCGGGUUAUAAGAGUGGAAGAGAAGCCUGGGGAGACCCCCAAAAAGAGAGGCCCGAAGCCUAGGAAAGAGCUUUACAAGGACCUGACGGAGACUCUGGAUGCCUCCAAGAGGAAACUGGGGGAGCCGGGGGACAAGGUGGGGGACUACCUCAAAGCCAGGAAGAUAGAGGAGUCAGCCCCGGGGGCGGCCAAGUUCAGCUCGGGACACAGUGUCAUCCAGCUAGCCAGGCGGCAGGAGCCCGACCUCUCCAGUGCCAUGUCCAGCCCCAACAGAAUGGAGGUUGGCAUGAAGCUUGGAGCCGCCGAGACCUACCCUGCCAGGGUCGCCAAGCACAGGGCCGACUUUCUGGACCCCAAGGGGCAAGGAGGAUUGGACCCCGGUGGGCCCAAGAUCCUGCACAGCUCGGUGAGCCCAGGCUCCAUAGGCAGCCUCUACCGAGACGGUGUGGGCAGCCAGGCGGGGAGGCCCUCCCUCAUUGCCAGGAUCCCCGUGUCGCGGAUUCUGGGCGACCCCGAAGAGGAGUCCUGGAGCCCGUCCCUCAACAACCUGGAGAAGGUGGUGGUAACUGAUGUGACAUCUAACUUUUUGACCGUCACAAUUAAAGAGAGCAGCACGGACCAAGGAUUCUUUAGAGAAAAGCGAUGAGUGU